Ceratotherium simum simum (southern white rhinoceros) is the source of this 2705-nucleotide messenger RNA. It is a transcript of the gene PLEKHA2, whose product is annotated as pleckstrin homology domain containing A2. The record is from RefSeq and is a predicted model, not a curated record. Lineage: Eukaryota; Metazoa; Chordata; Mammalia; Perissodactyla; Rhinocerotidae.
UCUCCUCCCCCGGCGGGCUCGGCGGAGCAUUGUACUCACAUCCGGGGCUGGGUUUUGCUUUAAUGCGAAACGUAAUUAACCCGGAAAAAAGAGCCGAGAGACAAGAGAGGAGGGGUGGGGGGUGGGGGGAGAAGAGCGAGAGGCACCGAGAGUUUGGCAGCGACAUAAAGAGAUCCCCCGAGAGCGACGGCCCUGCCGGCCGGAGAGGCACGUCCCACCCCGAUGUAACCCGCCCUGCCCGAGCCCCGGCCCCUGCACGGCGGGCGGCGAAACUUCUCUGCGGGUUCUGGCGCUGGAGCACCGGCCCCGCCACGACCGCCGGGGCUGCGGGUAGGGGAGGAGAGCAGAGCAGAGAACGUCCAGGGUGAUGUGAGCAGAGCCCAGGAAUGCCUUAUGUGGAUCGUCAGAACCGAAUCUGUGGGUUUCUGGACAUCGAGGAGAAUGAGAACAGCGGCAAGUUUCUGCGGAGGUACUUUAUUCUGGACACCCAGGCCAACUGCCUUCUCUGGUACAUGGACAACCCCCAGAACCUGGCAAUUGGGGCAGGAGCCGUUGGAUCUUUGCAGCUGACCUACAUCUCUAAGGUGAGCAUAGCCACUCCAAAGCAGAAACCAAAAACUCCGUUUUGCUUUGUCAUCAAUGCCCUCUCUCAGAGGUAUUUUCUUCAAGCCAAUGACCAGAAAGAUCUGAAGGACUGGGUUGAAGCCCUGAACCACGCCAGCAAAAUUACUGUACCCAAAGCUGGGAGCCUGCCCCUGACUACUGAAGUUCUCAAAAGUCUAGCAGUUCCUCCCGCCCUAGAGAAGAAGCCGCAGGUGGCCUACAAGACAGAGAUCAUUGGAGGGGUGGUGGUACACACGCCCAUCAGCCAGAACGGUGGAGAUGGGCAGGAAGCCAGUGAGCCUGGGUCCCAUGCCCUUCUUCGAAGGUCUCAGAGUUACAUCCCCACAAGCAGCCGUGUUCCCACUGGGCCCCCACUUAUUAAGAGUGGCUACUGUGUGAAGCAAGGGAAUGUGCGGAAGAGCUGGAAACGUCGCUUCUUUGCUCUCGAUGACUUUACCAUCUGCUACUUCAAGUGUGAGCAGGACCGAGAACCACUGCGCACUAUAUUUCUCAAGGACGUUCUCAAGACCCAUGAGUGUCUAGUCAAGUCUGGCGAUCUCUUAAUGAGGGACAACCUGUUUGAAAUAAUAACAAGUUCCAGGACCUUCUACAUCCAGGCGGACAGUCCAGAAGACAUGCACAGCUGGAUUAAGGAGAUUGGGGCAGCUGUCCAGGCCCUCAAGUGCCACCCUAGAGAAAUGUCCUUUUCUAGAUCCAUUUCUUUGACUCGCUCUGGAAACUCCAGCCUCUCAGGUGGGCCCAACUCUGUCCUAUGCAGAGGGCGGCCACCUGUGGAAGAGAAGAAAGCCCUCUGCAAAGCCCCCUCUGUGGCCUCCUCCUGGCAACCCUGGACACCUGUCCCCCAGGCCGGGGAGAAGUUGCUUCCAGCUGAAGAGACUCCUGAGGACUCUUUCUUCACACCUCGACUUGGAGAGAGCAGUGCUGCUGGGGUCCUGCCCAGCUCCCGGAUGAGGCACAGAUCGGAGCCCCAGCACCCCAAGGAGAAGCCAUUUAUGUUCAACCUUGAUGAUGAGAACAUACGGACCUCUGAUGUGUGAUGAGACAUAGUGCCUGGGAGGGAGGGGGAGGACUUGAGCAAAGGAUGCCGUGACUCAGUUUCUCUCCCUGUUGGAGGACAGUCAGAGGCCUUUAUGCCACUUGUAUUCCUGUGGAUGCUCUGUGGGAGGGGCCCAUCCAGCUGGCGUUUUUCUUUAAUAUCAAUGCAGUGUAUUUUGUUUGGGAAAAUCACUGGGUUAGACCUGUAGGCAUGCCUAGUGGAGAGUGGGUUGCCUCUUGUUCAGCUACUCCAAGGUCUUCCUGGUGAGGAGGUCGGGAGUCCUGUUUCAUCCCUAACCGAGUUUUAUAUCCUUGUCCUUCUUCUAGUUUCUCCCCUUGUCUUCAGGCCAGGCACAGAAUCUUAGACCAGUCAUCUGGUUUUAUCCUAUUCCUGUUAUUGGCUGAGGUUUGACUGUGACUAGGAGGGUGGUACCCGUCUAGCUGAGGGGAGGAAGGGGUGAUGGAAGACCCAGGCUCCAAUUUGCCUGGGAUACGUUCUGAGGGGAGGUGUUAAAAUCUGGGGGCUGGCCGCUGGCCCUCAGAAUGUCUACCAGUGCUGAUCCCCCGAGGGAAACUCCAGAGGGGAAGAAACAGGGACAUCUUGUAAGGUGUGGGGAAUAAUUCAACCCCAGUGCAUCAGCCAAUUUUGGGAGUCACUCUGUUCUUGUUUAGAUGUUCUUUAACCCCAAAUACUGCCAGCGUGAGUGACAGACCUGCCCACCCAGUUUCUGUGUCAGGCCCCAAGGAUGGGUUUAUCAGUGUUAAAUGUUAUGACUGUUGUGAACAGAACAUUCAUUUCCCUUGAUGUGGCGUUACUUGGAAUGUGUGGAAGGGUGAUAAGUGUAUGAUAAUUCACUUGUGUGAUAGGGCAGAUCUCUAUUUUGGAGUUUUAGAUUUGCUUUAAAGCAGCUGCUGGGAAGAGAUGGAUUAUAGUUCAUCCAGCUAAGCUUUUUUCGAUCCAUGUUUUUCCAGCAGAAGAAAAGGUCUGUUUUAGCAAAGAUGAACUAUCUUGAAUCCUUGCCUCACAGGUCUUCUUUAAUGGGCCA